GGCUUAAAUAAGGAUCAGGAUUCUGGAUUGAAAGGCCGUUCUUGUUGGCUCUUAGAUUUGCCGGUUUAGGGUUCCGUCUCCGAUCUCAGCUAAACAACUCAGUAUGUCGACCAACUCCAAAUUCAGCGUUUAUGUAGGUAAUUUGGACGAGCGGGUGAGUGAAAGAGUUUUAUAUGAUAUUCUAAUUCAGGCAGGGAGGGUAGUUGAUCUGCACAUUCCUCACGAAAAGGAAACCGAUAGGCCUAGAGGUUAUGCUUUUGCAGAAUAUGAAACUCUGGAGAUUGCUGAAUAUGCUGUUAAACUUUUCUCCGGUCUUGUCACUCUCUACAAUCGGACACUCAAGUUUGCGAUUUCUGGGCAAGACAAAGCUUCAAAUAAUGCUGCAUCCACAGCAAUGCCCACAACCAAUAUUUCUAACAAACUGAGGUCUCCCGUUGUACCUAUUAGCAAUGUAGAAACCUCACAGAAUUCAAUGGGCUUAUCAACACCCUGCAGAGUUUCAGCACAUGCAGAAAAUUAUCCCUCAGGUUCUCCUUGAUGAAUCUGCAUGGCACAAUAAUAGAAACGCUUGCAAAGUGUUCAAGUAAUUUCUUGCUAGGAUUUGAAAAUGAAAGGUGCAAAAAUGAUUCUUUGGAAAAAAAGGAGUAAAAAGUUCUCUAAUUUUUUCUUCGUUUUUCUUAGACUAGUGUUUGGUGGUCAGAUUGAUACUGGAGUGUUCAGGUUGACUGUGGAGUUGCUUUUUGGCUUCAAGCAUAGAAAUAGGGUGGGAAUGUAGAUUGUGGUGAUCUGCUUGCGAGUAUUUACAAGGUCGAUUCAAGAUCUGCAUACGGAUUCUAUCUCAUUGUCUGAGCUGCUGUUUUUGGGUUUUUUUUUUCCGGUAAUUUACCAGUGCCACUAGGACGGACCUCGGCCAAUUUAUUAGAGUUAUAAAGACUUAAUUGGUCUAUUACCAAUUCAAACUCAAAUCACUGAACUUCUCUGCAUUCAUAGCUCCGCCAAUUUCACUGAAAUCCGAUUGAUGAUUAUUCAACCGACC
Argentina anserina (silverweed cinquefoil) is the source of this 1036-nucleotide messenger RNA. RefSeq names its product protein HSH49. Lineage: Eukaryota; Viridiplantae; Streptophyta; Magnoliopsida; Rosales; Rosaceae. Bases 104 to 538 code for a protein of 144 amino acids. The record is from RefSeq and is a predicted model, not a curated record. The transcript is spliced from 4 exons. Gene Ontology annotation, molecular function: RNA binding.